AUGGCCAUUGUAGAACUUGCAGCUUUUUUGGCUUUUCUUCCUGCCAGCUUUGUAGCUUUUUAUGUAUGGCUACUUCAAAGUCGUAAGGGAAGCUUGCCUAUUACCACUACCGAGGUUGCUUAUGAUAAACAUAAAUUCGGUCAUAUCCUGAACUGGGACAAGUAUCACCUGUAUAUCCACGGCAUUCCUACUUUAAUUAUCAGUGGCGAAUUUCACUAUUGGCGUCUUCCAGAUAGGUCACGAUGGGAAAGCAUUCUUAAGAAAUAUCGUGCCGGGGGAUUUAAUUGUAUCAGAAUUUACUUUCACUGGGGCUAUCAUAGUCCUGACGAAGGAAUAUACAAUUUCAAGGACAACAGGGAUAUCAAUUAUUUACUGGAUUUAUGCGAAGAGCUAAAUCUUUAUGUUCUUGCAGCGCCAGGCCCGUACAUCUGUGCCGAAACUCAAGCCGGCGGAUUUCCAAUUUGGGUGGUUGAAAAGGUCAAGAAACUGCGUCAUGUUUUACACUCCGGCUUCAAGUCAUAUGAUUCAAAAUUUUCGGAAUAUGAGAAACAAUGGUUCGAGAAUAUUUUGCCCAUCAUUUCUGAGCACCAAAUUACCUCCAAACCGAACGGAUGUGUUCUCGCUGUGCAAAUAGAGAAUGAAUUGUUUGAGCGGAUUUUGAAUAUUCCUUUCGCGUUACAUGAUGAAAUGAGAUUUUUGUGUAAGACGGCAAGAGAUUGUGGCAUCACCGUGCCAUUAUUCACGAAUGACGGGUUCGAAGCAGGAUCAUUCAUCGCAAAGCCCGAAAUUGAUUCCAAACCCUCAUCACAUUUCUUUGGAAGGAAAAGCUUUGGACUGGACCUUUACGGAUUUGACAAGUAUCUUGGUAGCUACCUCUAUGUUAUUGAUCCUACUUCUCUUUUAUUUGUCCCAGCCAGCGAGCCAACACCCUGGGCAUUCAAUGUUCAACAAGAUCCCAAAAGGUGGAAACAAUGGGAUCCCAAAGUAGUGAUGAAAUCCUUGGACGGAAUUGAGAAUACUGUGCGUGGUUUUGGAUAUGAAGCCGCCAAGGUAUUUCGUAUUCUGAUGUUGAUCUUGUUGGUCAUGGAUUAA
Acaulospora morrowiae is the source of this 1092-nucleotide messenger RNA. The record is from the annotation of a GenBank genome assembly. Lineage: Eukaryota; Fungi; Glomeromycota; Glomeromycetes; Diversisporales; Acaulosporaceae.